AUGCAGUGCCUGUCCUUCGUGAUGUCCUUGCUCCUGAUACAGGGAGGAGCUCAAAGGUCGUGUCCGUACCGCUAUCUGAUGUUACAGGUGCAUGCAUGUAAUGAUGCGUCCCAAUCAGCCUGGAGCGUGGCCGGUCUCGCCUUCCGAGACAAUACGGGAAAGAUCAUAGACGUUCCAGCCACGCGAAGCAACGCGGAUCUACACCGUGGCAGACCGCGAGUUCCCGCAAGUUUUGGUUUCUCCGGAACCGAACCCUGGAACGUCUUGGAUGGCAAUCCCUUCUCCAUCCUGCAAGUAGACGAUACUUACUCGGUGGAGGGAGAGAUUGACCGUGGCCGUGACUUGUCCAGGCCGACUUUUGCUGCGAUGCUGGUGAUUGAUUUGGAAGUUCCACGACAAGUGGGGUCCUACACCAUGGUCUCGCGGCGGGAUGGUAGUGAUGACACUCAUCCAAGAAGAUGGACGCUGAGAGGCUCCAAUGACUUGACAUCUUGGGCCAACAUGAGCACCUAUGACCUUCAUACCAAACCAUUCCCAGAGGGAGAAGCUGGAUUUGGCAGAAUCUUCUCGGGCGACCUUGUAUGCGGCGAGCUAGAAUGA
This is a messenger RNA of Symbiodinium pilosum, 600 nucleotides long. The record is from the annotation of a GenBank genome assembly. NCBI's taxonomy places the organism in Eukaryota, Dinophyceae, Suessiales, Symbiodiniaceae.